AUGGUUAACCCAAAGAAGCAGAAAAGAGUGAGAUUCUCUAUCCCAUCACCCGAAUGCAGAGAGUUUGACUACGAAGGUUUAUUCUAUAGAGAAGUAAAGGAGAAAUCUCUGCUUCAAAAUCAGAUAAUUCAACUGAAAGCCAGGAUUCUUCGAUUGAGAGCGGGGGAGCCUGAACGAGGCGUUUUUGAAGAUCCAAUUGAAGAGUUCAUAGCCGACAGCGAGGCUCUUUGCAAAUGGGAAGCAUCCAGAGAAGCGAAAGGAGAAAUGGACUUUUUUGAAAAACGAAUCACCAAACCAUCUAAUCUGUAUUUGGCAUAUAACAAGGAGGAAAGUGAUGACGAAGAGAGAUGUGAUGAUGAAAAAAAGUCAGAAAUUGGAGACAUUGAUUCGGAUAAGGACAGUGAGCUCUCGGAACAAUAUUCGGAAGAUGAAGGCUCUUUUGAUGACGAGGACUCGGAAAUUGGAUAUUCUGAUUCUGGUGAGGAUGAAAAAUUGUCGGAACAGUAUUCGGAAAGUGAAGAUGAAAAGGGGAUCAAGCAUUCAGAUUUCGAGGCUAGCUAUCUGGAUGAGGAAGUUAGUUACGAGACUGAGAAAAAAGAUGAUACUGAUGAGAAAACCAACAAUUCGUGUGACGGGCAAAAACAAUUGCUUUUCAAAAAUAAGGACGAAGAGGGAGAAGAAAGUUAUGCACUGGAACAAGAUAUAUCUUAUGAAGAAAUGGAUAAUGAGCAAUACUACGUUGAUGAUGAAGAAUCCGAUGACGUAGACAAUGCAGAUUUUGUUGAAGUAUCUGACGUGGAGGAGGAAAUCGAUGAUGGGGAUGUUAAUGCGUAUUUGAAGAAUCUCUACAAAUAA
This is a messenger RNA of Caenorhabditis remanei, 855 nucleotides long. RefSeq lists its product as uncharacterized. Bases 1 to 855 code for a protein of 284 amino acids. NCBI's taxonomy places the organism in Eukaryota, Metazoa, Nematoda, Chromadorea, Rhabditida, Rhabditidae. The record is from RefSeq and is a predicted model, not a curated record. The transcript is spliced from 3 exons.